AUGGGUGAGGAAGUGAAACAGGAACCACCCAAAGAAGAGUCGAAGCCAGAGGAAACUCCGGUAGAAGAGAAGAAAGAAGAGCAACCAGAGGAGGAAAAAGAGCCUAAACCACCAUCUCCAUGUGUGUUGUUUGUAGACUUGCAUUGUAUGGGAUGUGCAAAGAAAAUCGAGAAAUAUAUUAUGAAAAUUAGAGGAGUUGAGGGAGUGCUGAUUGACAUGGCUAAAAAUGAAGUAUUGAUAAAGGGAAUAGUGGAGCCUCAAGCAAUCUGCAAUAUUAUAACAAAGAAAACAAAGAGAAUGUCCAAAGUUAUAUCUCCAUUGCCUGAAGCAGAAGGAGAACCUAUACCAGAAGUUGUAACUUCUCAGGUUAGUGAACCAGUUACUGUGGAACUUAAUGUAAAGAUGCACUGUGAGGCCUGUGCUGAGCAGCUCAAGGGCAAGAUACUCAAAAUGAAAGGAGUCCAAAAAGUAGAGACAGAUCUUAGCACAGGGAAGGUUACUGUGACAGGAACCAUGGACGCAAACAAUUUAGUGGAAUAUGUCUAUAGACGAACCAAAAAGCAAGCCAAAAUAGUUCCACAGCCAGAACCUGAACCAGAACCAGAAAAGAAAGAAGAAGAGAAACCAGCUGAAGCAGAAGAAGCUAAACCAGAAGAAAAGAAAGAAGAGGGUGGUGAAGAAGAUAGUAAGAAUGAAAGUAAAGAAGUAGAGAAUGGAGUUGAUGAUGAGGAAGGGAUGAUGAAGAGGAUGAUGUACUAUAACUAUUACCAACCAUACUAUGUGGUUGAACGAAUGCCACCACCACCUCAACUGUUCAGUGAUGAAAAUCCAAAUGCAUGUUGCAUUUCUUAA
Lathyrus sativus (Indian pea) is the source of this 852-nucleotide messenger RNA. Lineage: Eukaryota; Viridiplantae; Streptophyta; Magnoliopsida; Fabales; Fabaceae. The record is from the annotation of a GenBank genome assembly.